AACCAGCACAGCCCGCACGAGGGAAUUGCCAGGAUACUCUCCCACCUGGCCCCAGGAUGGGGGGGGGGCACUUGUGGGCUUCAUACUGUCCCUCCAUGCGGCGCGGUUGUCCCAGGAUGGCCCCUCCUAUGUACUGGCAUUAAGGGGUCUGGGGCAGCCCUCACGCUGUGCCACCCCUGCCACUGUGGGCAGCUGUAACUCCUGGGAGCCUCAGGUUCCUGGUGUGAAAGCCGUGAUCACAGCAGUGCUUCCCCUGUGCCCCCCAGCCGGGCUGUUGUGAGGCUGACAUACACAAUUAUCCCAGUGGGCCUUUCGCAAGUGCUGUUAGGGAUGUCGUGUAUUAGCCCAGGUGAGGAAUGCAACUACCUGGUCAUGACCUGCAGUGAAGGGGCAGCCAAGGUGUGGGGGUCUCCUCUUGGGGCGUGGACUGGCAGCCUGAAGGUUCAUGGCAGGAAGGCCUUUGGACUCAAAGCUGGGCUGGCAGCCACGAGGGCCAUGUGUCCCAGUUAGACCCUUGGGCCCAGCCCAGGAUGUGGAAUGCCAGCCAGUGUUGUCCUGCCCAGGGCUUGGAAACCAGUGGGGGGUGUGACGCUGGGAAGGGCGGGGCAGGACCACUGGCCCCCGCCCCCUGGGCCAGCAAGCUCCCUGUGAGCCGCGCCCUGCACUUACCCUCUUCUUCUCGUGCUGUUCCAUGGGGCAUGUCAUCACCCCCAAGCUUUGAAGUGAGGACAGUGAGGCUCGGAGCAGGUAAAGGGCUCCCCAAGACCACACAGCCAUUUGGGGUGACCUCCUUGCUGAGUGUCAGGGGUGGGGACGGCAGGAGAUCUGCAACGAGAGGCAGAUGGUAGCCCUGUGAGGGGCCCACUGCCUCUUCUCUCUGGGGUCAUCUGCAUCCAGUGCCCUCUGCCACCCAUUCACAGCCUUGGAGGCCUGAGCAGGGGGACGGGGUGGGGGGGUCUCAGCCCCACCCUGUGGGAAGAUCCCUACACAUAGCCUUCCGUAGCCAGUUCUCUGUCUUUGUCUUGGCUCCACCACUUACUGUGACCUCAGGCAAGCAAUUCAUGCUGCCUCAAGCUAUGGUUUCCUCAUCUGUACAAUGGGUACAAUCAUCAAAGCCUCGUCCUCCAUGGGUUGAGUGGAAGAUUAAGGAAACAAUAUGUGUGCAGGGCUCAUAGUGAUGGCAUCACCGUGAGUACCCUGGGAAGACACUUGCCCUUUCUCUGGGUACGUUCUGAGCCACAGAACCUCCUGCAGCCACGGAGAUUCUCAGUGCAUGAGCCUCAGAUGGAGCACUUAAAUCAUUCCAGAGAGCUACACUGGUGUGGCAUAGAGGAGUGGUCAGAGAAUGCCCCAAACCCUCAGUUCCCCAGCCCUGCCUGGCAGAGAGAGGCCUGGCAGGCACCGAUGGUGGGCAGCAGAGGUGAAGGGGGCAGUCACCAGCAAGUGUCCCUCCACCUCUGUUCUGUCCUCCAAAGAACCUGGGGGUCAAAAAGCUCUGUGGUGGGUGGAGGUUGAGCUCAGUGCAUACAGUAGGUGCUCGGGAGUGUUGUAGUCAUGACCAGCCCUGCCUUCCUGCACCUGCUCAGUCAGGGAGGCAGGGCUUACACUCAGACCCUUUCUCUUGGGCGAUUCUGAGAAUGGCCUGGGAGGGGCCGCCAGGGAAUGGGGCGGAACCUAGUCCUCCUGCACAGGACUCACUGCCGUCUCCUGGACCCUGUCUGCAGCCCGAGCGAGGAAGAUGUCGAGCCCGGGCAUCGACGGCGACCCCAAGCCUCCAUGCUUGCCUCGCAAUGGCCUGGUGAAGUUGCCGGGCCAGCCCAACGGCCUGGGUGCAGCCAGCAUCACCAAGGGCACGCCAGCUGCCAAGAACCGCCCUUGCCAGCCACCCCCACCCACCCUCCCACCACCCAGCCUGGCUGCCCCACCGCCCCGGGCUGCCCUGGCCGGGGGCCUGUGCCCCCAGGCAGGGCUCCCCCUUGGUGGACCAGCCUUAGCCCCAGUGUCCGGGCCCCCAGCAGAGCGACCACCCCUGGCCACAGAUGAGAAGAUCCUCAAUGGCCUUUUCUGGUACUUCUCGGCCUGCGAGAAGUGUGUGCUGGCGCAAGUGUGCAAGGCCUGGAGGCGUGUGCUCUACCAGCCCAAGUUCUGGGCCGGUCUCACGCCUGUGUUGCACGCCAAGGAGCUCUAUACAGUGCUGCCUGGAGGUGAGAAGGAGUUCGUGAACCUACAGGGCUUCGCGGCACGUGGCUUUGAGGGUUUCUGCCUGGUCGGCGUCUCUGACUUGGACAUCUGUGAGUUCAUCGACAACUAUGCGCUCUCCAAGAAGGGUGUCAAAGCCAUGAGCCUCAAGCGCUCCACCAUCACUGACGCCGGCCUGGAGGUGAUGCUGGAGCAGAUGCAGGGCGUGGUGCGCCUGGAGCUGUCAGGUUGCAACGACUUCACUGAGGCUGGGCUGUGGUCCAGCCUGAGUGCGCGGAUCACCUCGCUGAGCGUGAGCGACUGCAUCAACGUGGCCGACGACGCCAUCGCGGCCAUCUCGCAGCUGCUGCCCAACCUGGCCGAGCUGAGCUUGCAGGCCUACCACGUGACGGACACAGCGCUGGCCUACUUCACGGCGCGCCAGGGCCACAGCACGCACACGCUGCGCCUGCUCUCCUGCUGGGAGAUCACCAACCAUGGCGUGGUCAACGUGGUGCACAGCCUGCCCAACCUCACCGCGCUCAGCCUCUCCGGCUGCUCCAAGGUCACGGAUGACGGCGUGGAGCUCGUGGCCGAGAACCUGCGGAAGCUCCGCAGCCUCGACCUCUCCUGGUGCCCGCGCAUCACUGACAUGGCGCUCGAGUAUGUAGCCUGCGACCUGCAUCGCCUGGAGGAGCUUGUGCUGGACAGGUGUGUACGCAUCACGGACACUGGCCUCAGCUAUUUGUCCACCAUGUCGUCCCUCCGCAGCCUCUACCUGCGAUGGUGCUGCCAGGUGCAGGACUUCGGGCUGAAGCACCUCCUGGCCAUGAGGAGUCUGCGUCUCUUGUCUCUGGCAGGCUGCCCGCUGCUGACCGCCACCGGGCUAUCGGGCCUGGUGCAGCUGCAGGACCUGGAGGAGCUGGAGCUGACCAACUGCCCCGGAGCCACCCCCGAGCUCUUCAAGUACUUCUCGCAGCACCUGCCCCGCUGCCUCGUCGUCGAGUAGUCCGGGCCUCCCCGCCCUCGGCCCCUCGCUCUCCUCCCCGCCCCGCCCCGAGCAGGGAGGGCGGCGGGCGGGCCAGCCCCGCGCACGCACGCACGCACGCUCGGGGAAUUUGUGCAUGCCCCUCGCACCCGCAACUGCACGCCCGCCCUUCGCCACGCCACAGUCGCCUCCAUCGUUCGCCCGCCCGCCGGAGGGGGAGCGCUGGGGCUCGGUCCUGGGGGCGCCUUGAGUUCGCCAGACGGCCGCCCCUACCGCCUUCUCCGCCACUUCCCGCUCUGUCUCCCCACCCCGGGCAGGGCCCAGGGGGAUUGAGGGGAGCUGGGUCCCCUAGGACACAGGGGCCUGGAAGAGCCCCCAGGGCUUCCCACAUCUUCCACUGCACCGCGCCUGGAGCCCUCCGAGGGGUGCGAGGGGACACAGGCCGCCGCCAAAGCCAUGGCCCGCCCAGGAGCCCAAGUCCCACCUGCCCUUCCCCCACUCAUGCCAGCCUGACCCCCAGCGACCUCCCCUCUUCCUUGCCGCUGUGUGAGACAGGCCCGGCUCGCCCCACCCCCACCCACAGGCCUAAGGUCCUUGGACCCUGGCUAGGCUAGGGCAGAACUGGAUUAGGAGAGGGGCCACCGGGCUGACAGUGACCCUGGCAUAAUCAACAUUAGCCCAGCUGGCCCCAGUCCACCUUAAACCAGGGAUGGCAUAGCUACCUUGAGAGGCCUGCAGCUGGAGCGACCAGUAGGGCCUGCAGGCCUUGGCAGCAGUCCUGAGUGGACCCUGCCCCGCAACCCUUGUAGCCAGCUGGGCCCAGGCCCCUCAGUGGAACAGUUCAUCCCGGGCAGGUCUCCACCAGGUGGAAGCUGGAAAGGGGGGCCCUAGCCAGUGACCGAUCUUCCAGUGACCAGCUCCUCCUCAACACCCAGAGGGAGAGCUCCUUUCUAGCCACAGCCUCCCUUUCCCCAGCUUCCCAGACUUCCACCUGCCCACGUGGGCUCACCGUGUUCUGUCCAGUCCCAAGACAUCAGGAAGUCCUGGGGUGCUGGCCCAUCUUGGCGAUUGCUGAGGAGGGGGCUGGGACCCUUUCCAUCCCAACCUUGAGCACCCACACCCUAUCUUGGGACACUCCCCCCCACCCCAAUCUGGUUGGAAGAGAGUAGCCAGUUUCCAGAGAGCCAGAGAGUGAAAGAGAGAGAGAAAGAGAAAGAGCGAGCGAGAGAUGCUGUUGAAGAGAGACAGUUCAACAGCCCAAAGAUUUCCCUGCCCUUGGAGCGCUGGUCAGAGGCUCCAGGGCUGAGAUGGUCAGGAGCCAGUUUCUUCAGCCUCUCCUCCCCAUAGCUCCCAGUGGGGAGGGGCAGCUGUCUAUUUGUCCAAAGUAUUAAUGCAACUGAAGCUGUGAUAUUUCCAACGACUGUAGGAGGAAAAAUUAGGGGGACAGAGGAAAACAAAACCAACCAACCCCUAAAAUCAUUUUCUUAUUGUACAUAACGACCUCAUUCUCCUGUAUAUGCGGAAGAUAUAACCUUAUAUUUGGUAAGUGUUUCUUGUGCUAUUUUAUCACGUGACCUGUUUAUAAAAAUAUAUAUUAAAAAAGUUGUAAAAACA
Messenger RNA from Odocoileus virginianus texanus, 4780 nucleotides. NCBI's taxonomy places the organism in Eukaryota, Metazoa, Chordata, Mammalia, Artiodactyla, Cervidae. The record is from RefSeq and is a predicted model, not a curated record.